AUGCUCAGGUGGACGUCGGUAUGCUCAGGUGGGCGUCGGCAUGCUCAGGUGGACGUGAGUAUGCUCAGGUGGACGUCGGUAUGCUCAGGUGGACGUCGGUAUGCUCAGGUGGGCGUCGGUAUGCUCAGGUGGGCGUCGGUAUGCUCAGGUGGGCGUCGGUAUGCUCAGGUGGACGUCGGUAUGCUCAGGUGGACGUCGGUAUGCUCAGGUGGACGUCGGUAUGCUCAGGUGGGCGUCGGUAUGCUCAGGUGGACGUCGGUAUGCUCAGGUGGGCGUCGGCAUGCUCAGGUGGACGUGGGCGUGGGUAUGCUCAGGUGGACGUCGGCAUGCUCAGGUGGACGUCGGUAUGCUCAGGUGGACGUCGGUAUGCUCAGGUGGACGUGGGUAUGCUCAGGUGGACGUGGGUAUGCUCAGGUGGGCGUCGACAUGCUCAGGUGGACGUCGGUAUGCUUAGGUGGACGUCGGUAUGCUCAGGUGGACGUCGACAUGCUCAGGUUGACGUGGGCAUGCUCAGGUAAGCCUGGGCAUGCUCAGGUGGGCGUGGACAUGCUCAGGUGGGCGUGGGCAUGCUCAGGUGGGCGUGGGCAUGCUCAGGUGGGCGUGGGCAUGCUCAGGUGGGCGUGGGCAUGCUCAGGUGGGCGUCGGCAUGCUCAGGUGGGCGUCGACAUGCUCAGGUGGGCGUGGGCAUGCUCAGCUGGGUGUCGACAUGCUCAGAUGGGCGUCGACAUGCUCAGGUGGACGUCGACAUGCUCAGGUGGGCGUCGACAUGCUCAGGUGGGCGUCGACAUGCUCAGGUGGGCGUCGACAUGCUCAGGUGGGCGUGGGCAUGCUCAGGUGGGCGUCGACAUGCUCAGGUGGGCGUCGACAUGCUCAGGUGGGCGUGGGCAUGCUCAGGUGGGCGUGGGCAUGCUCAGGUGGGCGUCGACAUGCUCAGGUGGGCGUCGACAUGCUCAGGUGGGCGUGGGCAUGCUCAGGUGGGCGUGGACAUGCUCAGGUGGGCGUGGGCAUGCUCAGGUGGGCGUCGAGAUGCUCAGGUGGGCGUCGGUAUGCACAGGUGGGCGUCGGUAUGCACAGGUGGGCGUGGGUAUGCUCAGGUGGACGUCGGCAUGCUCAGGUGGACGUCGGUAUGCUCAGGUGGACGUCGGUAUGCUCAGGUGGACGUGGGUAUGCUCAGGUGGACGUGGGCAUGCUCAGGUGGACGUCGGUAUGCUUAGGUGGACGUCGGUAUGCUCAGGUGGACGUCGGUAUGCUCAGGUGGGCGUCGACAUGCUCAGGUUGACGUGGGCAUGCUCAGGUAAGCCUGGGCAUGCUCAGGUGGGCGUGGGCAUGCUCAGGUGGGCGUGGGCAUGCUCAGGUGGGCGUGGGCAUGCUCAGGUGGGCGUGGGCAUGCUCAGGUGGGCGUGGGCAUGCUCAGGUGGGCGUCGGCAUGCUCAGGUGGGCGUCGACAUGCUCAGGUGGGUGUCGGCAUGCUCAGGUGGGCGUGGGCAUGCUCAGCUGGACGUCGACAUGCUCAGGUGGGCGUCGACAUGCUCAGCUGGGUGUCGACAUGCUCAGAUGGGUGUCGACAUGCUCAGGUGGGCAUCGACAUGCUCAGGUGGACGUGGGCAUGCUCAGCUGGGUGUCGACAUGCUCAGGUGGGCGUCGACAUGCUCAGGUGGACGUCGACAUGCUCAGGUGGGCGUCGACAUGCUCAGGUGGACGUCGACAUGCUCAGGUGGGCGUGGGCAUGCUCAGGUGGGCGUGGGCAUGCUCAGGUGGGCGUGGGCAUGCUCAGGUGGGCGUCGACAUGCUCAGGUGGGCGUCGACAUGCUCAGGUGGGCGUCGACAUGCUCAGGUGGGCGUCGACAUGCUCAGGUGGGCGUCGACAUGCUCAGGUGGGCGUCGACAUGCUCAGGUGGGCGUCGACAUGCUCAGGUGGGCGUGGGCAUGCUCAGGUGGGCGUCGAGAUGCUCAGGUGGGCGUCGACAUGCUCAGGUGGGCGUCGACACAAUUAUCAGAUGUCGACAAAUAUGGUGACACACCUACAUAACUUAUGCAACAGGAAAUCAACAGCUCUUCGCAGAAGUAAAUAAACACAAAAUGAAUGUGCACACAGCUGACAGUCACAGCUGUAAGACGUCACAGAUAAAGACAGGAGCACGUUUCAUCACGUGACAGCUGUCCCCCGCUGCCAGCACACACAGGUUACAGUCCCCCGCUGCCAGCACACACAGGUUACAGUGCCCCGCACAUCAGGAUGCACAGUGGCAAAUCAACAAGCCGGGUCAGUCAUUGCGUGACCUCGUAUUUAG
This is a messenger RNA of Procambarus clarkii (red swamp crayfish), 2291 nucleotides long. The record is from RefSeq and is a predicted model, not a curated record. Lineage: Eukaryota; Metazoa; Arthropoda; Malacostraca; Decapoda; Cambaridae.